This is a messenger RNA of Tripterygium wilfordii, 1156 nucleotides long. RefSeq lists its product as uncharacterized. Gene Ontology annotation, biological process: response to auxin. The transcript is spliced from 3 exons. NCBI's taxonomy places the organism in Eukaryota, Viridiplantae, Streptophyta, Magnoliopsida, Celastrales, Celastraceae. The coding region runs from base 499 to 978 and encodes 159 amino acids. The record is from RefSeq and is a predicted model, not a curated record.
GCACGUGUUAUAGUUGAGCUAAUCCAGCGCUACGAAUGCGCUUUCCCUUCCUUCUCCUUAUUACCUGUUGAUAAUAUUUUAUUAUUCACUUCAAUUUUUGUUUGGCUUCAAAAUCCAUUGCAACCAUCCAUUCCGAUGAACAGAAAAAACGGAUUCUGCUAAACCGUCGCUGCAGCCAAGAAAAGUUUGAAAUUUUAAUUUCCAAAAUUCUCUUGAGACAAUUAUUCCCGAGACUAUAAAAACGUCCUCGAUUCCCGAAGCUCUGGCUUUGUGAUUUGAAUUAAUAGAAAAGGAUUUCUCGUAUCACAAAUCUCUCUGCUCGCUCUCCAUUCCCACCUUCCGGAGCUUCCAUGGCGUUCCUUCCUCCGGUUCGCGAGUGACUGCUCUUCGUGCUCUCCUCUUUCUGUGGAAGAAGAUCUGAUGAGACGUGGCACUCUUGUAUCAAACACUCUGAGCUCAAUCCAGGGGAUCUUUUGAUUGCUGUGGUGAACAUUCACAAUGGAAGACCAUGGAAGCAACAAGUUGAAUGGAAUCUGGCAGAUUGUUAGGCUAAAGGAAAUACUCCAGAAGUGGCAAUCUAAUACACUUGGCUCAAAGGUAGAAGGCCAAUGUUCUAGUCAAACUCAUGGGGGCAUUUCACGUGCAAUUAGUAAGAGGCUAGCAGAAGUCAAGUGUUGCGAUUCGGAUGAGGAGAGCUGCCAGAGCCCUGAACCACCGCCUGAUGUCCCCAAAGGAUAUUUGGCGGUUUAUGUUGGGCCGGAGCUUCGGAGAUUUAUCAUUCCCACCAGCUAUCUGAGCCACUCUUUAUUCAAGGUAUUGCUGGAAAAGGCUGAAGAGGAGUUUGGGUUUGAUCACAGUGGCGGGCUGACAAUCCCAUGCGAGAUUGAGACCUUUAAGUUUCUUCUGAAGUGCAUGGAGAACCAUCAGAAGGAUCACCAUCAUGUCUCAGCUGAAGAUUCAUUAGACACUGAAGAGUAAGUAACGGGUCAUAGUGUUCGAGAUUUUAGGGCUGAUUUUCAUAUGUAAAGCAAGGCCUCCUUUGUAUGCAGAUAUGUUCUCAAUUUUCAACAACAAAGAUAGAAUACUCUAGUUAGAAAAUUUUCAAAUGUGUUUGUGGAAUUUGGUGCUGGGUUAUGUAAUAUUUGACAUUGAACUU